This is a messenger RNA of Striga asiatica, 2425 nucleotides long. NCBI's taxonomy places the organism in Eukaryota, Viridiplantae, Streptophyta, Magnoliopsida, Lamiales, Orobanchaceae. The record is from the annotation of a GenBank genome assembly.
CUCUCUCAUAGCAAAAUUUCCGAUAACUAGAAGCUUCUCUCUGGGCUAAAACAAUGGUUGUCGCGCAGAAAGUGAAGGAAUCUGAGAUCACCGAGCAGGACUCGCUUCUGCUCGUAAAUCACUCUUUCAUCUUUGCUUUUUCUCGUUUUUUUCUAUUGAAUGUUGGAUUAAGUGGUGAACCAGAGUUCAUAUUUACAGUUUGCAAUAAGAAUGUGAUUCUGUACCAGCAAGGUUGUUAUGCUGGAGUUCAAAUUUACUACCAGCAUGUUGUUGAAUACAGAUGUUACGCAGAUCUGACAAGGAAUCUGUUGCGUAUUGCUAUAUUCAAUAUCAGUUACAUCAGAGGACUUUUCCCAGAGAAAUAUUUUAAUGAUAAGUCUGUUCCAGCUCUGGACAUGAAGAUUAAAAAACUUAUGCCUAUGGAUGCUGAAUCGCGCAGACUCAUUGAUUGGAUGGAGAAAGGUGUUUAUGAUGCUCUGCAGAAAAAAUAUCUGAAAACACUCUUGUUCUGUGUCUGUGAGGCAGUAGAUGGUUCAAUGAUUGAGGAAUAUACAUUUUCAUUCAGCUAUUCCAGUGCUGACAGUCAGGAGGUCUCAAUGAACAUUAAUCGUAGUGGGACAAAGAAGGGAGGAAAAUUUACACAUAACUCCAUGACGGAAAUAACCCCUACUCAGAUGAGGAGUUCUGCAUGCAAAAUGGUCCGCACACUAAUUCAACUGAUGAGAACUCUGGACAAGAUGCCAGACGAGCGCACUGUGCUGAUGAAGCUUCUUUACUACGACGAUGUCACACCAAUGGAUUAUGAGCCCCCUUUCUUCAGAGGCUGCACAGAAGAGGAAGCUCAUAAUCCAUGGACAGGAAAUCCUUUGAAGAUGGAAGUGGGUAAAGUAAACAGCAAGCAUUUAGUACUAGCCCUGAAGGUUAAGAGCAGGCUUGAUCCUUGUGAGGACGAAAACAAUGACAAUCAAGAUAAUGAUGUUAGCUUGGGAGCUGAUUCUAUCCAAAAGGAUGAAUACAGUGAAUCUGACAGUGAUACCAACGAUUCAGAUGAUGAUCGAUUUAUUGUGGCACCGACAGAGAAGCGACAACUGCACGAAGAUAAUGAAGCAAUUGAUGAAGAUGAUACCCAAGAAUUACCAGAAGAUGAACAACAAUUGGGACGAGUAAAGGAUUGGAUCAGCUCAUACCACCUUGACACAAUUGAGCUCACUGAUGUCCUCUCAUAUUUCCCUGAUAUCUCCGUGGUACUGAUUGAAGAAUUUAUGGACAGGCUUGUGAAGGAAAGUUUUAUAUCAAAAGCUGAAGGAGAGAGCUAUGUCAUCAACAGUAAAAAGAAAUUUGAAUAUGAGUUUGAUGCUGUGAAAGAAGAAGUUGAUGUACAAAUGGUAGCACAAUAUGGAAAAGAUGGAUAUAUGGGGGUAGAUCGCAUGUACAUGAAGGCAUUAUAUCAUACUCUGCCACUGGAAUACAUAACAGUACCAAAACUUAAGAGCAAACUUGAAGGUGAAGCCAGCCCAAAUACAGUUCGUAAGCUCAUUGACAAAAUGACACAAGACGGCUUCAUUGAGGCUGGCAGCAGUCGCAAACUCGGCAAGCGUGUGGUCCACACCGACCUGACUAAGAAAAAGCUGAUUGAAGUCACAAAGCUCUUAACAAUAUCAGAUGCUAUGGAGGUUGACAAGAAACAAACUCUAGACAUGUCCAACCAUCCAGAACUCGAUCGUGCGGGAAACAAGUACAAGGACUUGUCCACUUGCGGGGGCCUUCACUCCAUUGGAUCUGAUGUCACACGAACAAGAGGCAGAUCUGAACCACACAUUAACGGCUCCAUCAGGACAGAUCAACAAGGUGUUUCCAGGAGAAGGGAACUUGGUGGGAGUACUCCUACCAGCAAGGCCGAGCAGCCAGCAGCCUCGAGGGAGAGUUUUGUGCCUGGUGCUGAAAAUGGCCGGACUGUUACUAAUUCUCACCAAGGUGAUGAGAUGGAUGUGGCAAUGGAAAGCAGGGCAAGCCAGGACAAACGUUUUAGGAAAACAAGCACGGUCAAAGAGCCUAUCCAGCAGCACAGCAAGCGCCAGAAAUCUCAAGCUUGAUCUUCUACUGAAUGCUCCCAUCUGCUUGUUUCAGCAGUGCUAUGUCUGUUUCUUUUUAAGUGCCUAAAAGAUUCUAGCAAGUAUGACUGUUUAUUGGACUCGUUUGCUGGCUGUUUAUUGAAAAAUGAGAUCUAAGUAUCAGAAAUUUGAGCAAGAUGGCUAUGAAUAUGUCGCGUCUCAAAAACGAGUGUGUUUCGAUAUGUUUCUGACAGGCUUCUUCAUUUAUGUUUGCUCAAGUUCAUAGAUCUUGUAUCCCAUUUUCUUCCAUAUACUUCCACUAUUGGGAAAUUUAUUACAAGUUACAGAAUCCCAAGAUUAUAAAUUGAGAGAUG